AUGUCUACAGAACAAGACCGCAAACCCGUCGCCGACCAGGCCGAAGCCGACGCCUGGUUCCCCUCCCCAUACUCCCUCACUCAAUACGUAGCGCCCAAGACCGACUUCGACGGCGCCGACUACCCCAACGCCUACAAAGGAGGCAAAUGGCGAAUCCUCCUCAUCGCCACGCAAGAACGCUACCUCCGCAUGGCCGGCGGCGAGUUCUUCUCGACGGGCAACCACCCCGUCGAAAUGCUCCUCCCGCUCCUGCACCUCGACAUGGCGGGCUUCCAGAUCGACAUCGCCACCAUCUCGGGCGACCCCGUCAAGUUUGAGAUGUGGGCGUUUCCCAAGGAGGAUCAGGAUGUUAAGGAGGUUUUUGAGAAGUAUAAGGAGAAGCUUCGUCAGCCGUUGAAUCUUCAGGCUGUUUGGGGGAAGGGUGGUUUCGAUAAGGACACGCCUUAUAUCGGUGUCUUUAUCCCUGGCGGUCACGGCGUGCUGAACGAUGUUCCUGCCUCCGAGCUCGUCGGUAAUAUUCUCCGCUGGGCGGAUGCAAAUGAUCGAUACUAUAUCUCACUCUGCCACGGCCCAGCCAGCAUGCUCGCCGCCAACGUCAACAAACCCCCGGGCUCCAAAUUCAUCUACUCCGGCUACAAAAUCGCCGUCUUCCCCGACGCUCUCGACACAUCGACCAACAUCGACAUCGGCUACAUCCCGGGUAGAAUGCCCUGGCUCGUCGGGGAGGAACUGAAGAAGUUGGGCGUCGUGCCGGUUAAUACGGGGAUUACGGGGGAGACGCAUCGGGAUCGGUUUGUUUUGACGGGGGAUUCGCCGUUGGCGAGUAAUAAUUUGGGGAGGUUGGCGGCGAGGACGUUGUUGGAGGAUGUUGCUGCGAGAGGUUGA
Messenger RNA from Zasmidium cellare ATCC 36951, 885 nucleotides. RefSeq lists its product as uncharacterized. The transcript is spliced from 2 exons. The coding region runs from base 1 to 885 and encodes 294 amino acids. Gene Ontology annotation, molecular function: protein deglycase activity. NCBI's taxonomy places the organism in Eukaryota, Fungi, Ascomycota, Dothideomycetes, Mycosphaerellales, Mycosphaerellaceae. The record is from RefSeq and is a predicted model, not a curated record.